GUUGUAGUGCAACUAUGCCUCGUUCUUUCUUGCGAUCUGUCACAGUAUCAAAACCUACACAAAAAGUUUGGUCUACUAGUAAGGGAAGAAACCACGGGACUCCAGCUCCGUCUUUGGAUUUCUCUCCACCAGUGGAUGGCUCAUCACUUGGUGAAUUUCCCGACCAAAGCCCGGAAAAUGUCGCCUCUGAAGACGAAUCAUCCAGAUAUUAUGACGACAUGUAUGAAAGUGACACAAAAUCGCUAAGAAAGGAUUAUUUGAAAGACAUCACGGGACGCAUGGCGCAGCUUCUUAGUGAUUAUGAAGAAACGUACCGACUUGAAGAUGUAGAGGAUUAUAUUGGCGAUCUAGGAGAGCAAGCUGCCCAACUAGACAACAAUGAGUUGAAACACAAUAUCAAGAGGCUAAUGCAGGAUUACAACACCAUGUGUUUAGAACGAGAAGAGAUUCUGCUGUCUCUAGAUGACUGGUUUGGCAGCGUUGAGGAGCUGGAUGUCGGAAUUGGUAGUACUUCACUCAGGGAUAGCAUUGAAGAGGGGAAGAAGGUGUCUGAACGUCUACAAGACGUGAAAGGGCAGAUUACAAAGCUUGCUAGCUAUGGUGACUCUGUGCAGCAUUUGAUAGCUGAAAAGAAGAAACUUGAGAAAGAGUUACUCAAGGCUAAAGUGAACGCUGAAAAGGUCCAAGCAGUAGGUAACAAAGAACUAAAAGAGGCAGUAGAAGGUACCCGAGAAAAGAAUAAUGUUUGGAAGUACGCAGCUUCAGAGGUGUGUAAGCUGUUGUCCAAAGUGCGAGAUUCUGGAGACAGUGAGAUUGCUGGCUUGAUUGGAGAGAUGGAUGAGAUGAUCAAGACCCUGGACGAACGAUCAACUAUCAUUGAAAAGCUUCGUCUGGACAUUAAACGAUUGGGAAUAGAAGUAAAGCAAUACAAAGAAAAAGUAGGGAAGUAUAAAAUUGUACAAGAGCGGCAUGCUAUGGAGAAAGAAAUGUGGUCAAGCCAGCUGAAAGCCUUCAAAGAGAAACUUCUCGAGUCUGAGAGGCUGCACGAAGAGGCACAAGCAUCACGUGAGCAGGCAUUACUGGAACUAAAAGAACGACAAGAAAAGCACAGCAAAGAGCUUGUGACUCGUUCUCAGAAUAAUAACUUUCGGAGGCAACCGACUGCUGGUCGUCUAGCGAAGUUACGAAGGCAGAAAACGAUGGAAGGAGCAGGAGAUGUGGAAGAAGAAGAUGCGAUUGAAGAUGAGUUAUUUGAAGUGGAGGAGGAAAGUAAUGUCGUGGCCGAACUACAGACUCAAGUUGAGACAUUAGAGAAGGACAACAUACACUUGAAGAAGAAGUUAGAUUACAAGGAAAGAGAAGUUACGGCGUUGCAGUCUCAGAUAGAUGAACUAGAAGAACAGCAGCAGACUACGUUGGCCGCACUUGCGAGAGCAGCUGAAGAGAAAGAGGUAAUGAUUCAGAGAUACGAACAAAAAGAGCUUGAAAUCACACAGCAUCUGCCAGUCGAAGAGGAUGUGGAGAUGGAGCAGGAAGCUUCUGACACAGAUGAGGUUUGUGAGACCGUAGCGUCUCCUGAAGUAGCAAGACCUGAGUUGGUAGACCAGGCUGUUCAGACGGAUUUUCCAGAACCAAAAAUAAGUAAACCAGUUGUUGUCGAAAUGCGCGAAAAUGAAGUCUUGGAAGAGUCAAUUGAGAAAAUAGAGUCUAAACCGUUUUGUCAUGAUCAGCAUCUACCAACAAGUGAAUCAAGUUACAGUGAACAUGUUACGCCUAUGAUGUCUUCUAGUAGCAUCAAAGAGACCGAUGUCCUUCCUGAUUCGUUUGUGGCUGUCGACAGCCAACAACACGCAUCCAGUAGUGACGACUCUAGGAGUGGAGACCCGUUACCCUUACCUUGUCUAUGUCCUGCCCAAAUCGAUUUGAGUACUUUUAGUCAAGAUAUUCUGGACGACAGUAAACGUGAGGCCAGUGAUAUUACGUUAGCCACCAUGUCAACGGUUUUCUCCUCUGAGACACUGAAACCUUCUUCUUCAAGUGAUAAGGCUGUUACUGCAGCAAGAGCUGAUGCUACAGGAGAAGUCGACAUUGAGAUCGAUGAGGUCGACAAUGCUUCUAGUGCACAAGAGUACGUGUAUAACAUGGUGUCUCGAAUUGGUGAUGUUAUUACGACGUUUGUUGACAAGGCUUCAUGUCUUGUAGAGACAGAAAGUUUUAAUGUGGUCGAAGCUGUUGAGUCGAAAGGUCGACACGUCGAUGAACAAGGUGUGGUGUAUUGGACAAGUCAGAUCAAUUUGGCAAAGACCGAGGCUCCCGAGAGCCCUACAGAGAGCGAACUGGAUCAAGAGAUUCACCCAUCAGACUAUGAGUCUCCUUUGUGUUCGUUAGUCAUUGAUACACUGGAAGGAGAAUGGUGGCAAAACGUAUCAGUUUCCCGUGCGUUGUCUGGCAUCGGGACUCAUUGCGUUAACGUUCUCAAAUUAUGCAACGAAUUGUUUGUUGAUCGUAUGAUGAAGCAGAAAGAGAUCGAUGAAGCCAGGUCAGCACGAAGAGAUAUGACUCAACAACUGAGAAUUCAGCAAGCUCGAUUGAGAACGGUCGAUAAAGGAAACAGACAUGUUAGUAGAAGCGACAGUACGGAGAGUAUCGACAGCAAAGCGGAAUUUUCCAAAAGACAAUUCUACUCGGAAAAGGGCCAUGGACGGGGUACACGUGCACGUGUAGUCCACGCCGGCGACACCGACAGGCAAGCCGUCGUCAUACUACGUGUGACAGUGCACCUCCUGUACCGUUCGAGCGUUUUCGAUGGGACGUUCGAUAGAGAGCCACGACAGAGCAUUCAGUUGCAGGAAUUUGUGUUUGAACCGAAAUAUCCUUACCUCCAACAAAUAUCACAUGGAUCGUCGGCGGGAAUAAUUUUGCCUCCCUCGGGGAGGCGCUCACAUUCUGCUACUCCACUUCCUACAACGAGUGGUGAAGAGAUGGAGCCGCUUCUUCAACAAGUCACCUUAUCUCUGUCUGCACCAAAAGUGCAACAGACGAACAACAGACGAGAUUCACUGAUGAUCGGCAGCAGACACGUUAACAUUUCAGCUUUUCGGCCAUCGCGGCCACCAGUAGGAACGAGCGCUUGGUCGUCAGAUCGGUCGCGAUUUGGCAAGAGGAGGCACAGACAUCCUACAGGUGGCGCACAAGCUGCACGAUUGUCAUCUUUUAUCUCUGUUGUCAAAGUGGAAGAUGAUGAGGGCAAACAACAUGGCGUAAUGAAUGACAGCAAAGGACAAGUACAUAGCCAGACGUUUGGAUCUGAAACUGAGCCUGUUUCUCGUUCUCGACGGCGUUUCCUCGCUGCGGCACAAGCAGUUUCGUCUCGGUCUGGUGGGCAAUCGCGGUUCGCAGCGCAAAAUCGCAAACGCGGGGUCGAUGAGCUUAAAAAGGGUUUGACGCCCGGUCUAGGGACUCCGUUCGUCUCUGUACUGAAAGUCGAAUCGGACCGUGAUUCGGACACGGAGACAGAGAUGGAGAAGGAGAAGGGAAGGCGGAAUACGGUCAAAGUCGAUCUCAAUGGACAAACUUCGGUCGCUUUUCCUGAGAUGAAUCUUCCACAUGCUCGCCAACGUCGUCCUGCUGUAACUCUUUCUCCUUGGCCAGGGCAACAUUCUACGAGGCCGCAAGGUAAGGGCGGUACUACCGAAGAGAAAGACGUGGCAUCUGGUCAUAUAAUGGUUCCGUCCAACUCUAUCUUUACAAGAGAACGAGAGACCGACAAACGCGCUUUGUUGAAGGGAGGCAACAAGAACGCAAUGUUGAACGAUCUUGCAGCAAUGAAAUUUCAACGUCGUCAAUCGGCAUUGAGCGAUUUGAACUGGUUGGAGCGACGUCCACUCUUUACGACUGCGACUACCAAUAUGUUUUCUGGUCAUGUGACUUCAUCUCUUUCUGUCGUCAAGGAAGACGGGGAAAGAAGUCGACAGAGUAACAACAAACAGAUGCUAAAUGUUUCGCGUCAAUUUUCAAACCAACCUGCUGCCACUCAACCAUCUCAACCGCGCGGGGCUGAAUUGCCGCAGGUGCGCACCGUGACCGCGCCACAGCCGCGUGGCUUUCAAUUCCACAUUUCCAGUACGCCGGUUCUAAAAUCGACUGCGGAAUCGUCGGACUCACGGAGAGACAGGCGAACGGUUCGCGUAAAACCGUUGAUGAAUCCGAAACCGAUGAGUUUGCGACAGAGGCGUUUGAAUAAAAAAAAGUUGCUCGGACAAGCAGCAAACACGUUAGUCUCAGUAGACAGGGACAUCAACGACUUCGUCAAUGCAAUCGGUUUGGGCAUAACAGUAGCCGAUCUCGCCAGCAACAUCGACAGCUACAAGCGCGAAGAUGAAGACUUUGUACACAUGCCUCGUACAGCUAAGCCACCACCUCCCAUCAUCAAUUUCGUCCGACAGGCAGUGGCACCCGUUCUGCCAACGGACAGAUCGUCUGAACUAUCUCAGGCGAAGGCAAGCUCAGAGACAAUCUAAUCGUCAACAAGACUUACUAAUUUGCAGGGCAAGAUUUUAUUGUAUGUUGAACAAACGGAUGAGAAAAGACUGUAUGUACAUUUUAGUUAGCAAGUCUAAUGAUUCAUUGCAACGUGCAGCUUUCAACUCGGCUUCCGUUCACUCGUCUAGGAUAAGAAUAUAAUGAGAUUGACA
Messenger RNA from Corticium candelabrum, 4694 nucleotides. RefSeq lists its product as uncharacterized. The record is from RefSeq and is a predicted model, not a curated record. The coding region runs from base 15 to 4520 and encodes 1501 amino acids. The transcript has 36 exons. NCBI's taxonomy places the organism in Eukaryota, Metazoa, Porifera, Homoscleromorpha, Homosclerophorida, Plakinidae.